Messenger RNA from Notodromas monacha, 514 nucleotides. The record is from the annotation of a GenBank genome assembly. Lineage: Eukaryota; Metazoa; Arthropoda; Ostracoda; Podocopida; Cyprididae.
AUGCAAGAAGUACUUGUGGAGUUUCUCAUACUGCUGGCAUUAGUUGGAAGCGCUGGGGUGACUUUGACCCUGGUUUUCUAUCCAUGCUGGUCCGUGAUGGAGAGACGCACUUCAAUGACGCGUGACGACGGCAAUGAUAGUGAGAGAAAAGCUAACGUUUGCUUGACCAGUGAUGAGAGGAUAUUUGCCAUUGGUGCUAGUGUCGCUGCCAUGGCGACUUGCGUUGCCAUCCUCGUCGACGGGCUCAUCAUUUGCAUCAGCAUCAACACCUCUGAUUAUGAGAGCAAGGCGCAAAGUCAUUCCACUCAGGGCAUUCAGACUGAAAAGAGGGUUGAUGACGAACCAGCAUCUCAAGGCUUUUAUCCCGAAGAUUAAUUUUUUCAAAGGUUUCUGAAAGCACGAUCGAGAUGCUUGAUGAAUCUGAUUGUCGGAGGAAACACCUGCGCCGCUUAUUUCUUUUUUCUGCGAAUAUGAUUUCAUUUGAACAUGAUUGAAAUAAAUCUGUGGUUCUCUG